CAACAGAGGGUGGUGCAAGAAUGGGCCAGACCUCACAAUGGACAUGUGAGCCUCUAGCUUGCAGGUCCAAGGGGUUGCCAGGCUGCUACCCUGCUCUUUCCACUCAGAGAAAGUCCAAGUGUGUCCUACUGUGCUUAUCUCUGCCACACUGUGGCCUCAUAGAGUUGUGGGUCUCAUAAGGUUGUGGACUGCAACCCUGAGCUGGUGGAGGGACUGCCUGGACAGUCAGGGUGUUAGGUCUCCCCGGACCUACUGGGCUGACACCAGCAAUAUCAGGGCUAAAGCACAUAUUUAGGUUCCAAAGUCCACCUUGAGCAGCAGCAGGGGCUUGUAUAUCUUUAUGGACAUGGGGCCUUGACUCACAUCUGUGCCUGUGGAGAGGUCUAGGGGCUCUCAGCUACCCUUGAGGGAACUUAGGUCAUGUUGGAUAGAGGAGCAAACAGGGAGGGAGAUGCUAGGAUCUCCCAGAAUUGCAGCCUGGAAGCCUUCAUCCUGACCCCCUGCAUCAAGCUGGGCAUAGAGCAACUGCUCUUUCUGCCUGGGCUCUGCAGCCUUCAGAGGGGUGGGGCUGAGCUGCCCUGGGGGCUUGCACACGUGUUGGCUGUGUCUCCUUGCCAUGGGGUUGGACAGGAGCAGCCUCUGCUUCUCCCUGCUCCAUCCCACUCCUUGUGACCACGACAGCCUGUACAUAUGGCCCUCCUUUAAGCCCUUUAACAAUGCCUUGUCACAGACACUCCCCCAUCCUGCUUGUGAACUCCACUGAGGAGCCCCUUCUUGGCACGCUCACCCUCAGAACCCCAGCUAGGGUCCCCAUCACAGGACUCUGGCCACCAGGGUCACAAUGACUUCUCCAUUGCCAAAUCAGCUUUGUCCUACCUCCCAGGGUCAGAGGAGCCAGGAAAAGCCACCAUUCACUGGAAGGGACCCCCACUGCUUUCUCCCAGCCCUGCAUACUGUAGGUCUGUCACCCCAGCCUUACCUCCCCUGCCUAGGGUGUCUAGUCCUGCUCCUGCUUCAGUCUCUUGGACCAAACCUGUCUGGGCUUCUUUUCAGCUUCACUGGCAGCCCCCACACCUGGCAUAGCAUCUUCAGUGUGACGGUGAAUGAGUCCCUGGGUGUGACCAUCUGGGAGCUGUUUGAGCUGGGCACACAGCCCUACCCUCAACAUUCAGACCGACAGGUGCUGGCCUACGCCGUCCGGGAGCAGCAGCUUAAGCUGCCCAAGCCGCAGCUACAGCUGACCUUGUCUGAUCGCUGGUACGAAGUGAUGCAGUUCUGCUGGCUGCAGCCGGAGCAGCGGCCCACGGCUGAAGAGGUGCACCUGCUGCUGUCCUAUUUGUGCGCCAAGGGCGCCACCGAGGUGGAAGAGGAGUUUGAGCGGCGCUGGCGCUCCUUGCGGCCAGGCGGGGGCAGCGCUGGCUCCGGGCAAGGCACAGCAGGUCCUACGCUGGGCGUGGCGGCUGAGUUGGCUGCGGCCUCAUCCUUCCCACUGCUGGAGCAGUUCACGGGCGAUGGCUUCCACGGCGAUGGGGACGAUGUGCUGACGGUGACCGAGACAAGCCGAGGCCUCAACUUCGAGUACAAGUGGGAGGCAGGCCGUGGUGCAGAGGCCUUCCCGCCCAGCCCGGGCCACACCACGCGCCUGCAGGAGCUGUGCGCUCUCGACAGCGCACCGCUGGGCGUGGUGCCGGUGCUCAGCGCGCACAGCCCCUCGCUAGGCAGUGAAUACUUCAUCCGCCUGGAAGAGGCCGCACCCACCGCGGGCCACGACCCCGACUGCGCUGGUUGCGCCCCCAGCCCCCACGCCGCCACCGCCGACCAAGACGACGACAACUCGGAUGGCAGCGCCUCUGCCUCGCUGGCCAUGGAGCCAUUGUUAGGCCAUGCGGCGCCAGUGGGCAGCCCCUGGGGCCGUCGCGACCACCACCUGCGCAGGAGCCGGGACCGGGACUCGCCCUGCCCCUCCCGCUCACCCUCACCGACUGCGGAGGACAUAGACUGGGGAGAGGCUGCUUUCUGCCCACCCUUUUUUGAGGAGCCCCUGGGUGCGUCCCCUUCUUCGUGUUCAGGGGCUCUGCUGACCGAGGGUGAGGAGGAACUGGGGGAGGCCGAGGCACAGAGAGCAACCCAGCGUGGACACUGGAGCUCCAACAUGUCAGCCAACAACAACAGUGCCAGCCGCGACCCUGAGUCCUGGGACCUCGGUUAUGUGGGCAGCUACCCUGACAGCUACAUGGAUGACUCCCUCAGCCCAGUGCAUACCCUGCGGGCCUCCCCACAGUUGGGCCACCCCCUGGCCCAGGAGGGCCCCAGAGAGCCUCUGCUUGGGCCACAGUCAGUCUCCCUUAGCCCUGAUUCAGGCCGCCGCCUCAUCCUUCCUCAUCUGGGCUCUGCCCAGGGCCUGGCACCUGCUCCCUGCCAGGUCAUAUCCCCCUGCACUGGGGCAGUCAUGAGUGGAGGUGACAACCCCCAAGCAGAACCCAGGCUUGCCCAGGAAGCUGAGGACUCUGCUGGACUCCAACUGUUCCUUCCUUCUGUCCCAUCCCCAUCCCAUGAGGGAGCUCCUCUUCCCUCUGAGGAUGCCAGUGCUCCUGACACCCUUCCAGCUUCCCCCACAUCUGCUGCUGGCAGCCAAGUGACAGUCCCAGAGCUAGUCCUGACCCUCGGCAGCAGCACCAGCUCUCGCGAGGUGGAGGAGCCCAGCAGUGAGGAUGAAGACACAACAGAGGCCACUUCGGGUGUCUUCACUGAUGUGUCCAGCGAUGGCCACCAGGCUGAGAAGCCUGAUGUAGUGCCAGCCUUACGCUCUCUGCAAAAGCAGGUGGGGACACCUGACUCCCUGGACUCCUUGGACAUCCCGUCCUCAGCCAGCGAUGGUGGCUGUGACAUCUCCAGCCCAUCUGCUGCUGGCCCCCCUGGUGGGCAGCCCCGUGCCCUGGACAGUGGCUAUGACACAGAGAACAAUGAGUCUCCUGAGUUUGUGCUCAAGGAGGCCCAUGAGGCCAGGGAGCUGGCAGCAGACCCAGGGCCGGAGACCCAGACCUCAGCCUCCCUGGGUGGCCUCAGUGAGAAGAACCCCUACCGAGACUCUGCCUACUUCUCAGACCUAGACGCUGAGUCUGAGCCCCCCUUGGGCCCUGAAAAGAGCAGCCCAGUCCAAUCCUCCGGGCAGAGCCCGGGCCUGCAGUCUGUGCAGACCUCUCCUAUGCUUGGGGCUCUGGGGGAGGCACCCAGUGCUGGUCACAGGGAGGUGCUACCACCACUGCUGGGGAUCCAAGAGUCUCCCCCAGAGCCAGGAGCCUGCCUCUCUAGCCCCAGGCCAGAGCCUCCUGCGUCCUUAGGCUCAGCUGAGGAGCAGCCUAUGCCCAGCCUCGGCUCCUCCAAGUUCUUCCUGCUGACUCCUGUUCCGCGGAGCCCAGAAGGUGAUGGCACAGAACUCCAGGGGCCCCCAGGACUGUCCUCAGGGUGGACAGGGAAUCCAGGCACCCCCAGAGCUCCGCUCUGCCUGGCCCUGCCUGGGAGCCCUGGGGCCUUGGAGGGCCGGCCAGAAGAGGAAGAGGACGACAGUGAGGACAGUGAUGAGUCGGAUGAGGAACUCCGCUGCUACAGCAUCCAGGAACCUAGCGAGGACAGUGAGGAGGAGUCUCCCGCGGUGCCUGUGGUGGUGGCCGAGAGCCAGAGCGCACGCAACCUGCGCAGCUUGCUCAAAAUGCCCAGUCUGCUGUCCGAGACCUUCUGUGAGGACCUGGACCGCAAGAAGAAGGCUGUGUCCUUCUUCGAUGACGUUACCGUCUACCUCUUUGACCAGGAGAGCCCCACCCGGGAGCUCGGGGAGCCCUUCCCCGGUGUGAAGGAGGCGCCUCCAGUGUACCUGCCGGGCAGCCCCGGCUCAUCCAGCACCCCCAGCUGGCCAAGGCGCAGUGACCGCUCUCCGGAAGACUCUGCAAUGGAAAAGGUUUCAGGCGGCGGGUUCGAGUGGGACAACGACUUCCUUGGGGUGCCGCCUAAAGGGGCCUUGGUGACCACCCUGGGUCCGGCCGCACCCGCCCCUGCCGUGACCCCCACACCGGCCACAACUGCGCCCAUCUCGCGCUUCACCGUGUUGCCCGCGCCCGAGUCCCGCUUCUCCAUCUCGCACGUGUCGGACGCAGACGCCAAGUCUGUGGGAGGCCCUGCAGCAAGCGCUGGAGGCGAGUACACAGAAGCUUGAGGCCCAGGCACUCUGUCCUACAGCGACAGGCAUCACUGGAGCCUCUGCUGUCCUGCCCUGGGCAGCAGCAAGAAUGGUGACCAGGAAUGAGUGCGGACAGCAGUCUCAGCAGCAACAGAUCCAGGAUCACGGCGCCCCACGUGGCAUCCUGGAGAAGCAGGUGGACGGGAGGCCCCUCUCCAGCCCUGGACGGUAGACUGUGCACGCUGCCUGUGUCACCCUGGGGACACAAUGUGUCCUGGACACUAGGUUUUGCUGCCAGCACCCCCAGGAUGGCCCGGCCUGAGGGCUAUGGGUAUCUGGAUACACAAACAUAAACACUUAAAAGGACCCCUACAUCUUACAUCCCUGGGCCUGGCUGGCCCCAACCCUGCAGCUGCCUUUCCACUCUGGCUGCUGCCUUUGGACUGCUCCACCAAGGCUGGGAGACCUGCCCUUGGCCAUGGGCCUGCAUGCCGUGCCUGGCUGGCUCCCUCCAUCUGUUCACGGGACACUUGCGCCGUUGGCUGGACAGGGCACAGCCCCCAAGGUGGCCAUCAGACCUGCCCCUCGCUCUCUUCUAGGUCUGGGUUUACACAGUGCCAGGACAGGCCCCUGGGCUAGUGUCCCCACACCCUCAUCUGAGUCUGUGGCUGACUUCCCUUCACUGCCUCCCCCGUAAGCUCCUCUGCACAGGGUCUGGCUGCUCCCGCUGGGGUUCUGAUGAGUUCUGGUAUCUGAUGAGCUCAGGCACCCAGAGGGCUUCCAGGCUGCAUCCCCCAACCCUGGCCCUGUUCUUGAGGUGUCCCCAGCAGGGCAGUGCCCUAUCCCGUGCCUGGCACCAAAGGAGAGUAGGGGCUGUACCCCAGUCAGCAUUGGGGCUCCCGCCUUCGGGAUGAUGGGGUACAGGGAAGGGUGGGGCUGGGUGGCUGGGUAGCACAGGGACUAUUUUUGUAACAGCUAUUGCUGGAAUGAAUAGAAAUGGGGUGAUUCUAAGUUAUUGUUGCCAAAGAGAUGUAAAGUUUAUUGUUGCUCUGGGGGUGGGGGGUAGUUGAUUUUGGUUUGUGUUUUGUUUUUUGAGGCUUAGGACGCUGGUGCAAUUAUUUUUGUUUGUUUUUUAAGAGAAACCAAGCUAUGAAACAAAAGUUCUUGUGCUUGGCAUGUUUUCUUUUGGGGUCGGUAUGAAGCCCUGUGCUGAGGGGAUCAAGGAUGGGGUAAGACCCAGUUAGCAGCUCUGCCUGGUGACAGGAAGGACACUGGCUCUUCCUCCUGUCCUGCUCACCUUGCCCUGGUGACCUGCCACUGCUGUGCGUGGGCAGGGUGAAGAGGGUGGAUUUAAGUUUGUACCUCACAGGCAGCUCCCUGGAAGCCUGUCCUCCGAGGCCAGCGCCUGUCCUUCAGCCCAGCUAUGGGUGAAGGAGACUUGAGGAAUUGGGUCAUCUAUGCUCCCUGCUGUCCUGGCCCUGUGUCCAGCCGUGUGCCCACCAAAGCUCUGUGCCCUCAGCCUCCUGAGCAGGGUGUGGGCAGGAGGCUCUGGGCUACAGCCCUUGGGGUAGAGUCUCUGAGUGAGUUUUUCCCAGACUUCUCUCCAGACAAGGACUGCUGUCACCAGCUCAGGUCACCCCAUGGUAUUGAAUCCAAAGGCGGCACAAAGGAGAUUUGUAAAUAAAAAUUUUAAAGUCUUGUA
This is a messenger RNA of Chinchilla lanigera (long-tailed chinchilla), 5876 nucleotides long. It is a transcript of the gene Lmtk1, whose product is annotated as apoptosis-associated tyrosine kinase. The transcript has 6 exons. Lineage: Eukaryota; Metazoa; Chordata; Mammalia; Rodentia; Chinchillidae. The record is from RefSeq and is a predicted model, not a curated record. Gene Ontology annotation, molecular function: ATP binding; protein tyrosine kinase activity. Gene Ontology annotation, biological process: peptidyl-tyrosine autophosphorylation; brain development. Bases 842 to 4210 code for a protein of 1122 amino acids.